AUGUCUUCUAAUAAUACACUGGCACUGAUUGAAAAGCUGACCGGAAGAGAGAAUUAUCCAACGUGGAGAUUUGCCGUCCAAACAUAUCUUGAACACGAGGAAUUAUGGCAUUGUGUCACAGCAGAACAAAAGGUCGAUGUCAAACAAGAUACGAAAGCUAAGUCCAAAAUUAUUUUAUUAGUUCAUCCCAUAAACUAUGUACAUAUACAAGAGGCCAAAACUGCCAAAGAAGUGUGGACUAACUUAUCUAGGGCUUUUGAUGACAGAGGAUUGACACGCAGAGUUGGCUUAUUAAGAGAUCUGAUAACCACAAAAUUAGAAACAUGCCAAAACAUUGAAGACUAUGUAAAUAAAAUUAUGUCAACCGCACAUAAAUUAAGAAAUAUUGAUUUUGAUGUAAAAGAUGAAUGGCUGGGAACUUUGCUCCUAGCUGGUUUACCCGAGGUCUAUCAGCCGAUGAUUAUGGCCCUCGAAAGCUCCGGUGUGGCAAUAUCAGCUGACUCUGUGAAAACUAAACUCCUUCAAGAUGUGAGAAACUCUGAUUCUAAUGCCUUAUAUUAUGUUAAUAAAAGCAAAGGAAAUAAGUCGCAGAUUGCCAAACAAGCUUCAGACAAGAUCAAUAAGUCUAAAGGUCCCAGGUGUUAUACGUGCAAUAAAUAUGGGCAUGUAAGUAAAUAUUGUCGAAAUAAGAAACAAAAGUCAGAAAUAUAUAGUAAUAAUAGUACCAAUUAUGUAGCUGUAUUUUCUGCAACAACAAGCAAGGACAAUGGGUGGUACAUAGACUCUAGAGCAUCAAUGCAUAUGACUAUGCACAGUGAUUGGCUCUAUGAUAAAAACCCACCUCCGAUUAGUACCAUCAAGGUGGCGAAUGAUAAGAAACUUUUUGUAGAAGCCUGCGGAAAGAUAAAUUUAAAUGUUGUCAGUAGCAAUGGCAAGAUGAAUACAAUUCAAGUGCAGAAUGUUCUCUAUGUUCCUGGGCUAGCCACCAAUCUUCUUUCUGUUAGUCAAAUCAUUAAAAAUGGAUGUCAAGUACAGUUUGAUCAGAAAGGUUGCAAGAUAAUAAACAAAAACAAUGAAGAAGUUGCCGCUGCAAAGAUGAUAAAUAAUAUGUACAGGCUAAAUACUCACAGCGUUCCAGCAUACAUAUCCGCAUCAAAAGACAAUGAUUGUUAUCUAUGGCAUCAGAGAAUGGCCCAUUUAAAUUUUGAAGAUUUAAAUAAACUAACAGAAUCUGCAGGAAUCAAGUUAGAAAAUAAAGAAAAGGUAAUAUGUAUUUCAUGUCUACAAGGAAAGCAAUCAAGAAUACCUUUUUCUCCUGAAGAAUAUCGAGCACAAGCAAAGCUAGAGCUCAUUCACUCAGAUGUCUGUGGACCUAUGGAGGUACCAUCUCUCGGAGGAGCUCGCUAUUUCGUUACCUUUAUUGACGAUUUUACCAGAAAAGUAUUUAUAUACAUAUUAAAUAAGAAAUCUGAUGUGUUUGAGAGAUUUAAAGAAUUUAAAGUUUUAGUGGAGAACCAACUUGAUUUGACUAUAAAGACUCUCCGUACAGAUAAUGGAACUGAAUAUUUAAGUAAUGAAUUUCAAACUUUCCUUAAAAGGUCUGGAAUUUCACAUCAAACUACCGCUCCUUACACUCCCCAACAAAAUGGUUUGGCAGAGCGAAUGAAUAGGACUCUCUUAGAUCGAGCAAGAUGCAUGCUACUGAAUGCUAAACUGCAAAAACAGUAUUGGGCAGAAGCCGUAUCAACUGCAUCAUACAUCAAAAAUAGGUGGCCAACCCGAGUGUUAGAAUUUUUAACCCCAGAAGAGAAGUGGAGUGGUAAAAGGCCAGACAUUACUAAUUUAAAAAUCUUUGGGUGCGAAGCCAUGGUGCAUGUUCCAAAAGAAAAAGCCAAAAAGUGGGACUCAAAGACAAAUAUAAUGAUUUUUAUUGGUUAUAGUGAACAGACAAAAGGAUAUAGGCUUUUAGAUCCAAAGACAAGAAAAGUAAUCAUAAGCAGAGAUGUGAUUUUGACGGCUCCGUGGCGCAGUGGCUUAGCAAUGAGUUGCUGCGCUGGGGGGCGCGGGUUCGAAUCCCGCACGGAACAAGUAUUUGUAUGGCCUACAAAUGAUUUUUCCAUGUCUGGAUGUUUGUCCUUGUGA
This is a messenger RNA of Parnassius mnemosyne (clouded apollo), 2142 nucleotides long. The record is from the annotation of a GenBank genome assembly. Lineage: Eukaryota; Metazoa; Arthropoda; Insecta; Lepidoptera; Papilionidae.